Molecule: messenger RNA, 820 nt
Organism: Gloeophyllum trabeum ATCC 11539
Lineage: Eukaryota; Fungi; Basidiomycota; Agaricomycetes; Gloeophyllales; Gloeophyllaceae
Exons: 5
Coding region: 5-613 (202 amino acids)
Biological process (GO): DNA synthesis involved in DNA repair; DNA-templated DNA replication
Cellular component (GO): delta DNA polymerase complex
Molecular function (GO): DNA-directed DNA polymerase activity
Source: RefSeq, a predicted model, not a curated record
CGCCAUGCCGCCUGCUACUCGCUCCUCAACGUCCAAACCGACGUCUCCGUCGCUGAAGCAAUCCAGGCUUUCCUUCGCUUCCACGAAACGCACUGCGUCCGGGAAGAGCAAGGGCAAGAAGCCCACCCCGUCACGCACAACCUCGACGUCCUCCAUCAUCCGCGUCGACGACAGCUCGGAAGACGACUCUUCUCAGAGCGAGGUCCCAGUGAAAGCGCCUUUGCCGAAAAGGAGGCGCACAGGCGUAACUGAAGAUGUGGCUCGCAUGAAGAUCGCGGAGGGCACUGAGGAGGAGGGCGCGGCGGAGGCGGAGGUUAUGGACUUGCAGGAUAGGAAGGGGCGCUGGCGAAAGUAUUAUGGGACUGUUAGGGAGAAGAUGGGGAACUUGGAGCCGAUCCAUGCUCAAGGACAGACCAAAAUCCACCAUAUCCUCCGAGUAUUCGACCUGUCAUACGAGUAUGGGCCAUGUAUUGGUGUCACUCGUCUCGAGCGCUGGGAGCGCGCUCAGGCUCUGGGCCUCAAUCCGCCUCCAGAGGUCCGAGAGAUUUUGUUGACGAAACAGGGGCUGGAGGAAGACCAGUUCAGAGAAACGGUCUUUUACGGCGAAGCAUAGGGCGAGUAUAUGCUUCCACCAUGGCCUCCCAAGAUUCUCGAGUCGUUUUGUUUGCUAUCGUAGUUAGUCCUUUGAGAUGUACAGAACCACAGUUUGUAAUGUUGUCUGACGGUAAAUACAUUAUGUAUGCUUGUGUCUUGCGAAAACUGAUGCCAUUCUCGUCCAUCGAGGAUACCAGUUGGAGCGGACAGUCUAGGUGCAUCUCUC